Cyphellophora europaea CBS 101466 is the source of this 3057-nucleotide messenger RNA. RefSeq lists its product as uncharacterized. Bases 1 to 3057 code for a protein of 1018 amino acids. The record is from RefSeq and is a predicted model, not a curated record. The transcript has a single exon. NCBI's taxonomy places the organism in Eukaryota, Fungi, Ascomycota, Eurotiomycetes, Chaetothyriales, Cyphellophoraceae. Gene Ontology annotation, molecular function: protein binding.
AUGACCAAGGACCUCUCAUUCUUACCAGUCAGCCUGCUGGCGCUCGUCGCGCGGGUUGCUGGCGCACAACUCCCCUAUACUCCUACCUCGAUAUUAGCCUCUGAUAAUGGCUCGAUAGCCUACCUCUUUGCGCCACAGCCCGACUCCUCUCUAUGUACUCUGUCCCUGUACAACGUCACAGACACACUCGAUAUAUCAUCCAAGCCAACGACAUUGCUCGAGGAAUUGCCCUUCUUGUCGAGCUCGACUUCUAAGCCGUUCUUGCCACUAGUUGACGAGGAAGGUGUCACAGUACUGACCGGGGACUGCGCGAAGGGUGCAGAAGGAACAGAAAUAUGGAGAUAUACGCCAAAUGAUGCAUACACUGAAGGUUCAUGGAGCCAGCUCAAGGUCGCUGCGGACCAACAUGGCAUCUCUGCCAACUACCUAUCCGCUGGGCUUGCCUUUCCCGCCACAGACAACAUGGCUUCCACACUGUACAUUUUCGGCGGCAUGUGUCCAAACUCGUCGACCAGCACAAACGAGAACUGGGUGUCCAAUGCCAACUACUCCUCAACCAUGUUAGCAAUGACACCGCAAUCCCCAUCGGAUGCUGAAUCGCCAUAUCAAAUCUCCACAACCGGCUUGCGCGCACCGCCAAUACCUGAAGCAGGGCUGUCUAUGACACCUCUUGUGCCCGCCUUCGCUGACGCAGGGGAACCUUCACAGCAGCAGAAUUUUGUCCUGAUUGGGGGUCACACCCAAAACGCAUUUAUCAACAUGUCGCAAGUCGCUCUUUUCACCCUGCCCCAAGCGUCGUGGGCUUUUAUUCCCGUCAAUCAGCCUGGCUCUAAGGAGAAUACAGAGCUAUUACGUCGCAGCGCCGACUUCGUGGAACCCCGAUCUGGCCAUACUGCGGUCCUUACCCAAGAUGGAUCCAAAAUUAUCGUCGUGGGUGGAUGGGUCGGGAGCGUGGACACCCCCGCUGAGCCGCAAGUCGCGGUACUCAAUAUUGGCCAAGGAUAUGGGGGCUCGGGCGACUGGACGUGGAGUGUGCCCGAGAGCCCCGGUCCGUUUGCUCCAAAUGGGGGCAUCUAUGGUCACGGUGCGACCCUGCUUCAGGGAGGUAUCAUGGUGAUCGCGGGAGGCAUCAACAUCAAUGGAGGGGUUUCCAAGCUUAAGCGGCAAACUGCAAGCAACUUUCACUUCCUGAAUACAACCUCUAUGCAAUGGACCGACAGCUAUACGCAUCCCGCUUCGCCCUCUGCUCCAAAUGCGCACACCGAGGCAGGAUCCGCUGGCCUGCAGAGGUCGGACAAGAUUGGCAUCGGCACCGGGAUUGGACUGAGCAUCGCGGCACUGGCACUUGUUGUAUCGGUCUGGUUCUGGUACACAAGACGCCUGCGUAAGCAACGCAAUAUGCGAGAAAAGGAGCUUCGAAAUCUCGCUCUGGGCGCAGAGCGACAGUUUGACCCUGCGAUUGUUGGGUUUCCAGACGAGAAAUAUCCAGAGAGACGCACGGCUAGCUGGGCAAACAUGCAAGAGAGAGCUCUGGGCACCUUUGGAGGCGGCACACUCCCGUGGAAAACCAGUGCAACUCACGAAGGCAAUGGCUUAAGACAGGCUGAGCGGACUGGAGCGUCAAUGGAAGUCCCAAGCCCAACUCGGGGGCUCAGAAGAAGUUUGCAUUCGCGAGGUCCCGGCUCGGGGGGCGUGUUCCAGCCUGCCGGCGCUCCUGGCGCGGUCUUCCGAAUCGAUGAAGAGGAAGAAAACAGCCAGAGCGGGUCGCUGCGAAAGACUCGAACGCCAAAGAACGCAGCCGAUCGCAGCUCGCAGUACAGCGACCCAUUCAAAGACCCGCCGCCAACCGCCGACUCAAAUGACCCAGCUGCGGAGCAGCGUCGCAGAGAAGUGCAAGGCUGGGUGGACGACUGGCAAUCGGCGGCAUCGUCAAUACUAUCGCGCAACCCCAGCCAAGCGCAGACCAACCGAACCUACUCGAAUUUGUCGCAAGCCCACUCGUACAUGCAGACCAAUCAAAACAGUAGCAGCAGUGGUGGCCCAUCAGGACGAGGCUCGCCAGAGAAGUCAGAUCGGACAGGUAGCAACCUGUCAGAGCGCAGCGCAUACUCUCAACUAUCGUUCCAGAGAUCGGUCAAUGGCACGGUAUCUCGGAAUCAAUCCCAGCGAAGUGCAAGCGCCGGCUAUACCAUCUUUUCCGGUGCUGCAGCCGCUAUGGGUCGCUUGGGCUUGAGCCGAAAUCAACAACAGCCUGACAGUGCAGGAUCGGGAAUUUCACGUGAAACAUCAAAGCGCAGCGUGUCAAUGCGAGAGUAUGGAUCGGCGGGUCCUGCACCAUCGAUGCGCGAGCGAGCGGAUACGUUUUCGUCCAUGCGCAGCGCGGUAGGGGCUAUUCAACCAGGCGAAGACCAUGCUCUGCUCGGAAGGCUGAAUACUCGACCUGGUACCGCCGACGACCAUUCAAAGCCGCCCGUAAGUCCGGUCAAAGAUCGCGAGGGCAAGUACGGGAGAGCGAGCAGCCUGACGCGCACGGGAGCCAUGGCGAUGGGGCUCCUGGGCAGCGUCAAGAGGGUCAUCACUGGCACAGGCGGAGUCAGCGUGCAUGAACGUGUGGCUGCUUUGGAGCACACGAGUCCCACCAAAUCCGCGAAGGAUGAGUCCCCUCAAAGACGGCUCAGUCCUAGCCAAGAGUUCUGGCGAGGGCAGAGGGGAGCCCAGGACUGGAAAGUAGUGGCUGGUGAGAUGGGCGCAGAAGGAGCCUCACAGUCACGGACGAUCCGGCGCAAACCUGUACCUAGUCCGGCGCAGCAGGACGAGGGAGACUGGGACGUGGAAUCGGCAGUCCAAAAUCGGGUGGUGCAGGUCAUGUUCACGGUACCCAAGGAAAAGCUGCGGGUGGUGAAUGCCGACGCGCUCAGCUUGUUGAGCAGCAACAAGAGUGAUGUCGAUCACGACGAGGAGAAAGAACGCGAGAAGGAAGUGAAGCGCAUGUCGAGCGUGCGCGAAGCAGACGAAGCUGAUACAGGUUGGAAGGGCAAGGAGCCUGAUCGAGGUUGA